UUGGUUAUUUCUUCAAAAAUGAAUCCUCAAUGUCUGUACUGAUACUUGCAUGGAUAACAUCAAGCAAUCCAAAUUUUGCUUUCUGCUGCAAAUUUCCUUGACCAGUUGUGGAUCAUAGAGUACAGAAAACAUAGACAACUGAAAAUCCUAGUGUGUCUGAAAUGGCUGUACUGAAUGCGAAAACGGACUACCUAAGGAAGAUAAUAGUGCAGGGAAGUUCCUCCAAAUCCACUGAAGUUGGAGAAAUUAUGACCAAUGAGAACAAGCAAGUCACAGUGACCUCUGAUACAAACAUUAUGCAAGCGAUGCAAUUGAUGACAGACAAACGCAUUCGGCAUGUGCCAGUAAUAGAUGCAAAGGUGGUGGGAUUGAUCUCGAUUGUGGAAGCUGUUAGAACAGUGGUAGAGCAGCAGCAUGAGGAGGUGAAGCAUUUGAAUGAGUUAAUCAGAGGGGAUUACUACUAG
Magnolia sinica is the source of this 464-nucleotide messenger RNA. RefSeq names its product CBS domain-containing protein CBSX3, mitochondrial-like. The transcript has 3 exons. NCBI's taxonomy places the organism in Eukaryota, Viridiplantae, Streptophyta, Magnoliopsida, Magnoliales, Magnoliaceae. Bases 162 to 464 code for a protein of 100 amino acids. The record is from RefSeq and is a predicted model, not a curated record.